Cololabis saira (Pacific saury) is the source of this 16453-nucleotide messenger RNA. It is a transcript of the gene lrp1bb, whose product is annotated as low density lipoprotein receptor-related protein 1Bb. The coding region runs from base 1 to 15426 and encodes 5141 amino acids. The transcript is spliced from 94 exons. NCBI's taxonomy places the organism in Eukaryota, Metazoa, Chordata, Actinopteri, Beloniformes, Belonidae. The record is from RefSeq and is a predicted model, not a curated record. Gene Ontology annotation, molecular function: calcium ion binding; protein binding.
AUGAUGGUGACCAAGUUUGAACCCUUCAAGCAGAAAGAGCAAGUGAGGAUCUGCGGACCACAGCUACGUGGGCUGGCCUUCAGCGUGAAUGACCAGUUCCCCCGAGAGAUCCUGGAGUGCGCAGGCAGCAUUGCCCUGUAUGGCCAUUCCACCAAGCUGCACCUCCCGUUCAGUGGACUUACAGAGGAGUUCAAAGUUACCCGCUCCAGAGAGGUGAUGAUGUACAGGGACUCAGCAGAUGUCAAGGUGACCUCGGCAGGAAUUCUGGUCAAGACCGGGAGAAAGUGGCAGGCUCAAGAAGCCGUUAGCAGAGCGGAGGCAAGGCUGAGGCACAAAACCUUGGUUGGAACCGUGGCAACGGGGAGGGCAGGCCUUGGCAGCUUUCCCAAACCACGCUACGACCACGCUCGUGGUAAGGAGAAGCGCCAACUAGUCCAAGAAGAGAUUCGUGCUGAGGUGGAGGAGGAACGCUGCAGCAGGAUGGUCGGCAUGUCCAAGCAAGGGGCGUGGACAAGGUGGGAGCAUGCAGAACCUCGCAGACUCACCUGGGCAGAGCUCUGGAGAGCUGAACCUCUGCGCACAAAGUUUCUUAUCCAAUCAGUCUACGACGUCCUCCCAAGCCCGGCCAACCUGCACACCUGGGGCCUGGCAGAUACGCCGGAGUGCAAGUUGUGCCAGAGGAGGGGCACCAUGGAGCACAUUUUGAGCUGCUGCCCAAAGGCUUUAGGAGAGGGGCGGUAUCGCUGGCGCCACGACCAAGUUCUAAAAUCCUUGGCGGAUUCCAUCUGCACAGCGAUACAGUACAGCAAGACCCAGGUCGCCCCGAAGCAGUCAAUCGCAUUUGUUAGAGCAGGGCAGAAGGCCAAACACCAACCAAACUCCGCAGGAGGACUCCUCGCUUCCGCUCGUGACUGGCAGCUCCAAGUUGACCUGGGAAGGCAACUCAAGUUCCCAACUAACAUAGCUACCACUUCACUCCGCCCAGAUAUGGUAAUAACAUCGGAGUCCACCAAGCAAGUGGUCCUGCUGGAACUGACGGUCCCCUGGGAGGACCGGAUUGAUGAGGCCAACGAGCGCAAGAGGGCCAAAUACGCCGAGCUCACCACAGAGUGCCGGAGCAAUGGCUGGAGAGCCCGCUGCGAGCCAGUGGAAAUCGGGUGCAGAGGUUUUGCUGGACAUUCACUCCAGAAAGUGCUCAAACUCCUUGGAGUUAGAGGACUGCAAUUGAGGAGAGCCACCAAGAACAUCCUCGAGGCCGCAGAAAAGGCCUCGCGGUGGCUGUGGAUCCGUAGGGGGGAUCCGUGUCUGUCGGCUGUAAAGAGAGGCGACUCUGCAUUUGUCAGGGAGUCUGGGAGAGAGCUGCACCGUUUCACCCGCUGGUUCCGGACAUCCCUGAAUAACGGCGCUCGACACCCUCGGGUGCUGGACCGGUGGAGGGGGGGACUGGACCCGGACCAGGUGAAGCUCCGCGGCCACCUCGAAGCCUGCUCUCCUGGAAACAUGUCGGAGUUUUUACUUCUCGCCUUUCUAGCCCUUUUCUCGGGAUUAUUGCCGUGCGCCGAGCCCUCCAAGGUGUCGGAGGAGGAGAAAGAAGCCAUCUUAUGUGACGUAGGAGAAUUUCACUGUCAUAACCAACAAACCUGCAUCCCUGAGGCCUGGCUUUGUGAUGGCGAGCCUGACUGCCCUGAUGACUCAGAUGAAAGUGAUAAAGUUUGUGUACAGGAGGUGGUGAUCAGAUGUCCCCUUAAUCACAUACAGUGUAUCGGGACAAAAAAAUGCAUCCAUUUCAACAAACUCUGCAAUGGCGCUAGGGACUGUGAGGAUGGGUUUGACGAAGGAGUUCACUGUCGAGAGCUUCUGUUAGCGUGCCAUGAGCUCCGGUGCCGCUAUGGUUGUGUCAUGACUAGAAAUGGCACUUUCUGUUUCUGUGCCGAUGGCUUCGAGGUCGGUGAGGAUGGAACAAGCUGCAGAGACCAUGAUGAAUGUGCCAUGUACGGUGCAUGCAGCCAAACCUGCACAAACACCUACGGGUCAUACAGAUGCAGCUGCUCAGAGGGGUACAUUCUACAACCUGACAGGAUAUCUUGCAAGGCCAAACAAGAUCCUGGUGACAGCCGUCCGGUGCUUCUGAUUGGUGGUUCAGAUCGUAUCGUCAUCACCCACCUAAAUGGAACAGGCCUUCAGCCCCUGAGGUCUCUAAGUGUAAAUGGAACUGUGGCAUUGGAUUUCCAGCACAGUCGGGAAAGUGUUUGCUGGGUCCUGUCGACAGAGUCCUCUGGGCAACUCCGCUGCGCUGUAACAAGAAAUCUGCGUGGAUUCACACGGGAACAAGAACUAAGAACACAACACAGUUUGCAACAUGCGGAACAGAUGGCCAUUGACUGGCUAACAGGAAACUUCUAUUUUGUUGAUCGCGUCCAUGACAAGAUAUUUGUCUGUGACAGUAGUGGGGACACAUGUGUUACAAUCCUUCAGCUGGACCUACUGAAUCCUAAAGGGAUAGCACUGGAUCCUCUCAUGGGAAUGCUGUUCUUCACUGACUAUGGGAAUGUGGCCAAGGUUGAGCGCUGCAACAUGGAUGGCACCAACCGGACCCGACUUGUGGAUUACAAAAUUGAGAUGCCCACAGCUGUGGCAUUGGAUGUGAUCAAGAAGCUAUUGUAUUGGGCGGAUGCCUACCUGGACUAUAUCGAUGUGGUGGAUUAUAAUGGCAGGAACAGGCACACCAUCAUCCAGGGGAACAAAGUGUCCUACAUAUAUUCAUUAGCUGUGUUUGAGGACUACCUCUAUGCUAUCCACUCAGACCCUUCCAAAGGGAGUUCCACUGUGGAGCUGCUGCACAGGUUCAACGUCACAGCAGAGAGCAGGACACUAGGCAGCGUGGGCAAUUCUACAGGAGUGCGUGUUUACCAUAAACUCUCUCAACCAAAAGUCAAGAGCCAUGCAUGUGAAAUGGAUUCCUAUGGGAAACCAGGAGGAUGCUCCCACAUUUGCCUUCUGAGUGGUAGCUACAAGUCCAAAACCUGCCGCUGUCGCACAGGCUAUAGCCUGGGCUAUGAUGGGAAAUCCUGUAAAAAGCCGAGGAAUGGUUUCUUCCUGUUCUAUGGUAAGGGGCGUCCUGGUGUGAUCCGAGGCCUGGAUAUGAAUAUCAAGUCCACCGAUGAGCACAUGCUGCCGGUUGAGGACCUUGUCAACCCUCGAGCUAUUGACUACCAUGCAGAAAUGGGACACAUCUACUUUGCUGACACCACCAGUUUCCUUAUUGGCCGUCAAAAAAUUGAUGGAAAUGACCGAGAGACAAUACUCAAAGAUGAACUUGAUAAUGUUGAAGGAAUCUCAGUGGACUGGAUUGGGAAGAACUUGUAUUGGACCAAUGAUGGAUACAGGAAGACAAUCAGUGUUGCCAGGCUGGAGAAAGCCUCCCAAACCAGGAAGACUUUGUUGGAAGGAAAUAUGUCACAUCCCCGGGCCAUCGUGGUUGAUCCUCAUAACGGCUGGAUGUAUUGGACAGACUGGGAGGAAGACGAGGUCAACGACAGCAUAGGGCGGAUAGAACAAGCCUGGAUGGAUGGAUCUAACCGGCACAUUUUUGUCACCUCCAACAUGCUGUGGCCCAACGGGCUGACACUGGACCACAGUACCAGCACUAUGUACUGGUGUGACGCCUACUAUGACCACAUUGAGAAGAUUCACCUUAAUGGAACCGGAAGAAUGGUAGUGUACAAAGGAAAAGAGCUGAACCAUCCUUUCGGAAUUUCUCAUCAUCACAAUUUCAUCUUUUGGACUGAGUACAUGAAUGCUUCAGUGUUCCAGCUGGACUUGUCCACAGGCGAAGUGACUCUGCUGCGCAGUGAGAGACCACCUCUAUUUGGCCUGCGUGUCUAUGAUGCACACAGUCAGCAAGGUGACAACGCAUGUAGUGUGAAUUAUGGAGGCUGUGGUACCCUCUGCCUCGCCAUCCCCGGAGGCAGAGUGUGUGCCUGUGCUGACAACCAGGUUUUGGAGAAGAACAAUGUCACCUGUGCAGAAUCUUCAGGCAAUGAUUUUGAGCCAAUGCGAUGUAAAAGUGAUGAGUUCCAAUGCCAUAACCAUCGCUGCAUACAGGCCUCAUGGAAGUGUGAUGGAGACGAUGAUUGUCUAGAUGGAAGUGAUGAGGAGAGCCACAGCUGCUAUAACCACACUUGUCCCAGUGAUCAGUUCAAAUGUAGCAACAAUCGCUGCAUUCCUAAAAGAUGGCUUUGCGAUGGAACGGAUGACUGUGGGAAUAAUGAGGACGAAGCCAACUCCACAUGCUCAGCUCAGCCCUGUCAAGCAGACAAGUUCUCGUGCCAGAAUGGACGUUGUAUACCUCAAAGCUGGAGCUGUGACCGGGAGGAUGACUGUGGGGAUAUGUCUGAUGAAAUAACAUGCACCUUCCCCCCCUGUGAACCUCUCACCCAGUUUAGUUGCUCCAAUGGACAGUGUAUCAGUAUCAAGUGGCAUUGUGAUUCAGAUGAUGACUGUGGCGACGGCAGUGAUGAAAUAGGCUGCAUCCAGACCUGUACUAACAACCAGUUCCAAUGCACCAGUGGACGCUGUAUCCCCGACCACUGGGCCUGUGACGGUGACAAUGACUGUGGUGACUAUAGUGAUGAGAGCACAACUUGCGGGGGCAGAUCAGCAUUGCUGCCGUCUGUGAUUGAGUGCAGCGGGGAAGAAUUUCAUUGUGUCGCAGAUGGAACCUGCAUCCCAGAACGUUGGAGAUGUGAUGGAGACAAGGACUGUGAGGAUGGGAGUGAUGAGAAAGACUGUGAGGGCACCAAAAGGAUGUGUGAUCCCAAGGCCAAGUUUACCUGCAAAGAUACAGGCAAGUGUAUCACAAAGAGCUGGGUGUGUGAUGGAGAUAUUGACUGUGAGGACCGGUCAGAUGAAGAGUCAUGUGAGUCUGCUGUGUGCAUGCCACCCAGAUACCCUUGCGCCAAUGACACCUCUGUCUGCCUGACACCUGAUAAGAUCUGCAACGGCAAAGUAGACUGCGCUGAUCGCUCCGAUGAAGGACCCAUCUGUGACAUGUGCCUUGUAGCCAGAGGGGGCUGCAGUCACCAGUGCACUGUGGCACCAGGCAAAGGAGUUGUGUGUUCUUGUCCCCCUGGGCUUCACCUGAACUCGAGCAACAAGACAUGUGAGGUGGUGGACUACUGCAGCCGUCACCUGAAGUGCAGCCAGGUGUGUGAGCAAUACAAGACCACAGUGAAGUGCUCCUGUUAUCCUGGAUGGUCGCUCGACUCAGAUGGAGACAGCUGUCACAGCACAGAUCCUUUUGAGGCUUUCAUCAUUUUCUCAAUCCGACAUGAAAUAAGAAGAAUAGACCUUCACAAGCGUGACUACAGCCUGCUGGUGCCAGGACUAAGGAACACCAUUGCAUUAGACUUCCAUUUCAACCACAGCCUUCUUUACUGGACGGAUGUGGUGGAAGAUAAGAUCUACAGAGGGAAGCUCUCUGAGGCUGGAGGAGUGACUGGGAUUGAGGUGGUUGUGCAGCACGGCUUGGCCACUCCAGAGGGUCUGGCUGUGGACUGGAUUACAGGAAAAUUAUACUGGAUUGACAGCAACUUGGACCAGAUUGAGGUGGCCAAGCUUAAUGGGGAUAUGCGGGCCACACUGAUUGCAGGAGGCAUGGAGCAUCCUCGGGCCAUUGCUCUUGACCCAGGACAAGGGAUGCUUUUCUGGACUGACUGGGAUGCUACUUUCCCAAGAAUUGAGGCUGCAUCAAUGAGUGGAAAUGGCAGACACAUUGUGUUCAAGGAUAUGGAGAUUGGGGCGUGGCCUAAUGGACUAACGCUGGAUCACUUGGAAAAGAGGAUUAUUUGGACAGAUGCACGCUCCGAUGCCAUUUUCUCUGCACUUUAUGACGGCAGUGGAGUCAUUGAGAUUCUCAAGGGCCAUGAAUAUCUGUCCCACCCCUUUGCUGUGUCUCUCUUUGGAGGAAAUGUCUACUGGACAGACUGGAGGACAAACACUUUGGCAAGAGCCAAUAAGUGGACGGGACAAAAUGUCACAGUCAUCCAAAAGACAAGUGCUCAGCCUUUUGAUUUGCAAAUAUUCCAUCCCAGCAGGCAACCACAAGUCUCCAAUCCAUGUGAGGACAAGGAUGGAGGUGGACCCUGUUCACAUUUGUGUCUCAUCAAUUACAACCACACUGCGUCCUGCACCUGUCCGCACCUCAUGAAGCUUUCGGCUAACAAACAGUCCUGCUUUGCAUUAAAAAAGUUCCUCCUGUAUGUGCGACGGUCUGAAAUCCGUGGCGUGGACAUUGACAACCCUUACAUGAACGUCAUGACAGCACUGACGGUGCCAGAUAUUGAUGAUGUUGCCGUGGUGGACUAUGAUUCUCAGGAGGAGAGGAUCUACUGGGCUGACAUUAAAAGUCAAACCAUCAAACGUGCUUUCAUCAAUGGCACCCAAAUACAGACCAUCAUCACCUCAGACAUAGUGAACUGCCGGGGUCUGGGUUUAGACUGGCUUUCCAAGAACUUAUACUGGCUCAGCUCUGAAAAUGACGAGUCACAAAUCAAUGUGGCUCGCUUUGAUGGGUCCCUGAAGACGUCCAUCAUCCAUGGCAUUGAUAAGCCGAGAUGCCUUGUAGUGCAUCCUGCCAAGGGCAAAAUCUAUUGGACAGAUGGCAACACCAUUAACAUGGCCAACAUGGACGGCAGUAACAGCAAAGUCCUCCACCAGAAUCAGAAGGAUCCUGUAGGUCUCUCAAUAGACUUUGCUGCCAACAAGCUUUACUGGAUAAGCUCAGCCAAUAGCACAAUCAACAGGUGCAAUCUGGACGGCAGUGGGCUGGAAGUGCUGGAGGCUCUAAAGAGGGAGUUAGCGAAAGGCACGGCUCUAGCCGUGAUGGGUGGCAAACUGUGGUGGGCAGAUGAUGACUCAGCACAAAUGGGAACAGUUGCCAAGAGGGAUGGAAAAAACUUUGUGGCUUUAAGAAACAAGACGAGCGGUGUGGCUUAUAUGAAGGUGUACGACAAGGAGGGUCAGAAAGGAACAAACAUGUGCCAGUUUAAUAAUGGAGGAUGCUCACAGCUCUGCUUUCCGACCUCGGAGAGCACUCGCAGCUGCUCCUGCACUCUUGGCUAUAACCUACGUAGUGAUCGUACAACUUGUGAGGGUGUUGACUCAUUCCUGGUGUAUUCCAUCCAUGAGGGAAUCCGGGGAAUUGCUCUUGACCCGAAUGACAAUGGUGAAGCCUUCAUGCCCAUCACUGGAACCCUGUUUGCAGUGGGAGUUGACUUUCAUGCAGAAAAUGACACCGUGUACUGGACAGACAUGGGGCUGAACAGAAUAUCUCGCGCCAAACGUGAUCAGACCUGGAGGGAAGACAUCAUUACUACCGGCAUCAGUCGAGUGGAAGGCAUCGCUGUUGACUGGAUUGCUGGAAACCUCUAUUGGACAGACCAUGGUUUCAAUCUAAUAGAAAUCUCCCGCCUGAAUGGUGCAUAUCGCUCAGUAGUCAUCUCUGAAGGACUCGAUCAGCCCAGGGCCAUUGCUGUACAUCCACAGAAGGGGUAUCUCUUCUGGACUGAGUGGGGGAAGAACCCCUGCAUUGGCCGUUCUCGCUUGGAUGGUUCCGACCAAGUAACCCUGGUAAACUCAGGCAUCAUGUGGCCCAAUGGAAUUUCCAUAGAUUAUGAGGAAAAUACAUUAUAUUGGUGUGAUGCACGUACUGAUAAAAUCGAGAGGAUCAACCUUGAAACAGGUGAGAGCCGGGAGAUUGUGCUGUCAGUGGCCAACGUAGACCUGUUCUCCGUAGCUGUGUUUGGGCCUUAUAUCUACUGGUCUGACAGAGCCCACUCUAAUGGUUCAAUCCGACGUGGUUUAAAGACGGACACAAGUGAGAUUGUGACAAUGAGGAGUGGUCUUGGGGUCAAUUUAAAGGAUGUGACAGUUUUCAACAAAGGGAGAGAAAAAGGGACCAACCCCUGUGCCAGGAGUAAUGGAGGCUGCCAGCAGCUGUGCUUUCACCUGGGCAGUGGUCGCCGGACCUGUUCCUGUGCCCACGGCCGCUUGGCAGAUGAUGGUUUUGCUUGUGUGCGUUAUGAAGGUUAUCUACUCUACUCCGAAAGGACUAUACUGAAAAGCAUCCACCUUUCGGAUGAAAAUGACCUCAACUCACCUGUACAGCCUUUUGAAAACCCUACUUUUUUCAGGAAUGUCAUAGCACUGGCUUUUGACUAUAGUCAAAACACAACUGGGACAAACCGCGUCUUUUUUAGUGAUGCCCAUUUUGGAAAUAUCCAGGUUGUCAAUGAUGACUGGACAGGAAGAUCUACUAUUGCAGAAAAUGUUGGUUCAGUCGAGGGACUGGCUUACCACCGGGCUUGGGACACCUUGUACUGGACAAGCUCCACUACGUCCACCAUUACCAGAGAAACUGUGGACCAGAAAAGAGUUGGUGCCUUUCGCAGGCAGGCUGUGGUGACUCUUUCAGAGGAAGACCACCCACAUGUCCUGGCCCUGGAUGAGUGUCAAAACCUGAUGUUUUGGACCAACUGGAAUGAGCAGAGGCCAAGCAUUAUGAGAUCUACCUUGGCUGGGAAAAACAUAAGGACUGUCAUCAGAACAGACAUCUUGACCCCCAAUGGACUGACGAUUGACCACAAUGCAGAGAAGCUCUAUUUUUCAGAUGGAAGCCUUGGCAAGAUUGAAAGAUGUGACUACGAUGGCUCCAGUAGAUAUGUCAUAGUUAAGUCUGGAUCUGGAAACUUCUAUGGGCUUGCCAUCUAUGCAGAUUUCAUCUACUGGUCAGACUGGGCCCGGCGAGCUGUGCUGCGAGCAAACAAGUACACAGGUGCUGACAUCAAGGUACUGCGAGCAGAUAUACCUCAUCAGCCAAUGGGAAUUAUAGCUGUAGCCAAGGAUACCAAUAACUGUGAGCUGUCUCCAUGCCGACACAUGAACGGAGGCUGCGGUGACCUUUGUCUCCUGAGCCCACAUGGGAGGGUCAACUGCUCUUGCCGUGGAGAACGUGUGCUGCUGGAUGACAACAGAUGUGUGUCAGAGAACUCCUCGUGCAACAUCCACACCGAAUUUGAGUGUGGGAAUGGAGUAUGCAUAAACUACCAGUUGACUUGUGAUGGAAUAGCUCACUGCAAAGAUAAAUCAGAUGAGAAGAUGCAGUACUGUGACAACAGGAGCUGUCGGAGGGGUUAUAAGCCCUGCUACAACCAGCGGUGUGUGGCCAGUAGUCGCUUCUGCGAUGGCAUCGAUGACUGUGGAGAUAACUCUGAUGAAGCUUUCUGUGGCAAUGUCACAUGUGGCUCAUCAGAAUCAACAUGCAAGGACGGGAGCUGUGUACCCAGCUCAGCCUGGUGUAACCAGGUCAUUGACUGCGCCGAUGCCUCAGAUGAAAAACACUGCAAUCACACCGAAUGCUCUCACUUUUAUAAAAUGGGGGUGAAGGAAAAAGACUUCAUCAGUUGCAACUCCACCUCGCUGUGCAUACACCCAUCGUGGAUCUGUGACGGUUCCAAUGACUGUGGGGACUAUGCUGAUGAGACUAACUGCCAGGUAAUACAUGGGCAAAAGUGUGAAGAGGGACACUUUGCUUGUCCUAGUGGGAACUGCAUUUCCAGCGUUUGGCUCUGUGAUGGUCAAAAGGAUUGUGAAGACGGAGCAGAUGAAUUCCAAUGUGACUCAUCAUGCUUGUGGAACCAGUUCGCCUGCUCGAAGAAUAAGUGCAUUGCCAAACAGUGGCUCUGUGAUGGGGAGAAUGACUGUGAAGACGGUCUCGAUGAGAGCAUACAGAUCUGCGGCACAGUGACUUGUGCCCCAGGGCUUUUCAGCUGCCCCGGAUCGUAUGCUUGUGUUCCCAAACGCUGGCUAUGUGAUGGAGAAAGGGACUGUCCUGAUGGGAGCGAUGAACUCUCUGCAGCUGGAUGUGCACCGAACAACACAUGUGAUGACAGCUCCUUUCGCUGCCACAACCAAGCGUGCAUUCCCCAGCGAUUCGUCUGUGACCAUGAUAAUGACUGUGGAGAUGGAUCUGACGAGUCGGUGGAAUGUGUCUAUCGCUCCUGUGGAUCUGAAGAAUUCCGCUGCGGGGAUGGCCGCUGUCUUCUCAGUUCUCAGUGGGAGUGUGACGGUUACGCGGACUGUCCCGAUCACUCUGACGAACUGCCUUUGAACCUAAAAUGCCUUGCUGCAGGAAGCUUGUGCAAUGGCUCCUUCUUUAUGUGCUCCAAUGGACGCUGCAUUUCUGAGGGUAAUCUGUGUGAUGGGAAGGAUGAUUGUGGAGACCAGUCAGAUGAGCGGAACUGCAAUGUGAACGAAUGCUUAAACCGCAGAGUCAGUGGGUGCACGCAGGAUUGCCAGGAUCUUACUGUAGGCUACAAGUGCAAAUGCUGGCCUGGUUUCCACCUGAAAGAUGAUGGGAAGACUUGUGUGGAUGUCGAUGAAUGCUCCACUACCCUUCCAUGUAGCCAGCGCUGUAUCAACACCUAUGGGUCCUACAGGUGUCUGUGUGUGGACGGUUAUGAAGCCUUAGAUCGCAACCCUAACAAAUGCAAGGCUCUGUCAGCUGAGGAACCCUUUCUCAUUAUGGCAGAUCACCAUGAAAUCCGCAAACUGAGUGUGGAUGGUUCAAAUUACACCAUCCUGAAACAGGGCCUCUACAAUAUUAUCCACCUCGAUUUUGACUACAAGAAGGAAUUUAUCUAUUGGGUGGACUCAACCAGGCCGAGCGGUCGAAAGAUCAACAGAAUGCGUCUCAAUGGAAGUGACCUCAAGAUAGUCCACAGGACAGCAGUGCCGAGCGCUUUAGCAGUGGAUUGGAUCGGAAAGAAUCUGUACUGGUGUGAUGCAGAAAGGAAAACCCUGGAAGUGUCUAAAGCCAAUGGCCUUUAUCCUACAAUCCUGAUCAGUUCUGGUCUCAAGAACCCCACAGAUCUAGCCCUGGAUCCCCUAACAGGGUAUGUGUUCUGGGUGGACUGCUGUGAACCCCCUCAGAUUGGACGUAUAGGCAUGGAUGGCCAAGGGCAAAUGGUUAUCAUAGACACAGAGAUCUUUGCCCCCACUGCUCUCACUAUUGAUUAUACCAACAAGAGACUUUACUGGGCAGACAACAACCACAUCCUGUUUGCUAACAUGGAUGGUACCCAAAGACACAAAGUGUCCUACGAUCACAUCCAAGGAGUAAUGGCACUGACUUUAUUUGAAGACUAUAUAUAUUGGACUGACGGGAAGUCCAAAUCACUCCGACGUGCUCACAAGACCACUGGUUCUCAAGGGAUAGAGCUGCUCAACUCCUGGCAAGCCAUCAAGUCCAUCAAGGUCUACCACUCUCUGCGCCAGCCUGAAGUUCCCAAGCACCAGUGCCAGAUUGCAAAUGGUGGAUGCAGCCACUUAUGUCUCCUUUCUCCUGGAGGAGAACACAAAUGUGCCUGUCCCACAAAUUUUUACUUGGCUGCUGACAAUAAAACCUGUCUUUCCAACUGCACCUCCAGUCAGUUCCGCUGCGGCACAGAUGAGUGUAUUCCUUUCUGGUGGAAGUGUGACACGGUGGAUGACUGUGGCGAUGGCUCAGAUGAGCCUCCCGAUUGCCCGGAGUUCAAAUGUCAGCCUGGACGUUUUCAGUGUGGUACAGGCCUGUGUGCUCUUCCUCCUUUCAUCUGUGAUGGCGAAAAUGACUGUGGUGACAACACAGACGAGGCUAACUGUGAGACAUACAUCUGUCUGUCAGGACAGUUCAAGUGCACAAGGAAACAGAAAUGUAUUCCUAUCAACUUGCGCUGCAACGGUCAGGACGACUGUGGCGAUGGGGAGGAUGAGACGGACUGCCCUGAGAGCACCUGCUCCCCAGACCAAUUCCAGUGUAAGGCCUCCAUGCACUGCAUCUCCAAGCUGUGGGUUUGUGACGAGGACCCGGACUGCGCAGACGGCUCAGAUGAGGCAAACUGUGAUGAAAAGACCUGUGGACCUCAUGAAUUUCGGUGCGAGAAUAACAACUGCAUCCCAGACCACUGGAGGUGUGACAGUCAGAAUGACUGUGGAGAUGGCUCAGACGAGGAGAACUGCAAGCCAGUCACAUGUAACCACAAAGACUUUGCCUGUGCAAAUGGAGAGUGCGUUUCCUUCCGAUUCCGCUGUGAUGGAGACUAUGACUGCUUGGAUAAUUCAGAUGAGAAAGGCUGUGAGGAACACUGUCCAGAUGACCAGUUUAGAUGUCACAAUAACCUCUGCAUCUCACUUAAGUUGGUAUGUGAUGGUCAAGAAGAUUGCAAGACGGGGGAAGAUGAAAAGAGCUGCCAGGGAACAGUUGUCCCGUCUUGCUCUGUGAACGAGUAUGUCUGUACCAGUGGUGGCUGUGUGUCCGCCAGCCUGCGGUGUGAUGGACAUGAAAACUGUAUGGAUGGCUCAGAUGAGAUCGGCUGUGUGAAGGAGUGCAGAGAGGAUGAGUUUCUGUGCCUAAAUCGUGCCCACUGCAUCCCUCGGCGCUGGCGCUGUGAUGAUGUACUGGACUGCAUGGAUCACAGCGAUGAGGAUAACUGUAGCCAUGGAGCUUUCUUCUGCCGGCCUGAUGAAUUCACUUGCAACAAUACUUUAUGCAAACUCCACACAUGGGUUUGUGAUGGCAAGGAUGACUGUGGAGAUAACUCUGAUGAAGAUAGAGAUAUGUGCGAAACUCUGACCUGUCCUCCUACAAGGCCUUUCCGUUGUAGAAAUGACCAUGUGUGUCUGCGCACAGACCAAGUCUGCAACAAAGUGGAUGACUGCGGUGACAAUUCAGACGAAGAAGAGUGCGAAGUGAUGGCUGGAAGACCUCGGCCCUGCGGGAAGACAGAGUUCACCUGCAGUAAACGACGCUGCAUCCCAUUGCAACUCCAGUGUGACCUCUUCAAUGACUGUGGGGAUGGCGGGUCUGAUGAGCAGGACUGCAAGUCAUUUUCCAGUGGAGAUGUAUGUGGAAAGAAAACAAAUCCGUGUGGGGAGGAUGCCAUUUGCAACCAGACAAAUGCUUUUGCUAUAUGCCAGUGCAAACCUGGUUUCAAGAGGAACCAAAAUAACGGCCAGUGUAUAGAGAUAAAUGAGUGUCUGCAGUUUGACACUUGUCCUCAUUACUGCAUAAACUCUAAAGGAUCUUUUAAAUGCACAUGUGAUCGGAAUUAUAAGGAGAUCAAUGGCAACUGUGUAGCAAAAGGAACGGAGGAUCAAGCGCUCUAUAUAGCAAACGAUACUGAAAUACGAAGCUUCCUUUAUCCAUAUAACCAAAGCCAUGGACACAAACUGCUUGCUCACAUUGAGAACAAUGCCCGCAUCAUUGGCAUGGAUGAUCUGUUUCAUCCCCAGAAAUUUAUCUGGGCAACACAGUUUAACCCUGGUGGAAUUUUUUACACAGACUCUUUUGAAAGGAGCCAGACUAAAUCAAAUGUUCGAAACAUUUGUUCAGACUUCCGUCGUCCCAGAGAUAUUUCUGCUGACUGGAUCACAAGCAACAUUUAUUGGACUGAUCACUCUCGGAUGCACUGGUUCAGUUAUUACACAGCCCACUGGACAAAAUUACGAUAUUCAAUAAAUGUGGGCCAACUUAAGGGACCAAAUUGCACCCGCCUGAUUACAGACAUUGCAGGAGAACCAUAUGCUAUUGCUGUAAACCCAGCCAGAGGAAUGAUGUACUGGAGUGUAAUUGGUGAUCACUCUCAAAUAGAGGAAUCAGCCAUGGAUGGAUCAUUGCGCAGAGUGCUUUUGGAGAAAAAUCUUCGAAGGCCUACUGGACUGGCAAUUGAUUACUUCAACCAGCGUAUUUACUGGGCUGAUCCUGACCUCUCGCAUAUAGGAAGCAUGAGAUUGGAUGGCUCAGACCCCCUAGUGACAAUCAGCGAUAGACACGGGAUUUCUCAACCAUACAGAAUUGAUUUAUUUGAGGAUUAUAUCUAUGGAACUGGCCUGAAACACGAGGUCUUCAAGAUUCACAAGUUUGGAAAACAGUCGGUGGAAUAUCUCAGUUUGGGAGUGGAGAGAGCCACAAAUAUUUUCAUCUCCUCCCGUUAUAAACAGCAAGCUGUGUCAAAUCCAUGCUUGAGAAUGUCAUGCGAAUUCAUGUGCCUGCUCAACCCAACGGGUGCUAGAUGUAUCUGUCCAGAGGGUAAAGUGCUGCUUAAUGGCACCUGUAGCGAUGUCAACACCUCAGGUGAAUUGUGUCAUCCCCCCUGUGAGAACGGAGGCCGCUGUUUAGCCAAUGAAAAAGGAGAUUGGAGGUGUUACUGCUGGCCGGACUUUUCAGGGGAGCGCUGUGAGGUCAACCACUGCACUGACUACUGCUUAAAUGGAGGAACCUGCAUGGGCUCGCCACUGGGAAAGCCUACAUGCCGCUGUCCUGUUGGAUUCUCUGGCCCUUUCUGUGAGAAGAAGAUUUGUGACAAUUACUGUUUAAAUGGAGGAACAUGUGAUGUCACUCAAGGGAACCAACCAGUGUGUCGUUGCAUGGGGGAAUAUACCGGAGACCGUUGUCUUUACCACAUAUGUCAUCACUACUGUGUGAACUCAAAGGCCUGUACGUUAUCCAGUAGCGGCUAUGUGGAGUGUGUGUGUCCCGCAAGGUUUGAAGGAAACAAGUGCGAGUUGGACAAGUGUCUUCGCUGCCACGGAGCUCCCUGCCUCAUUAACGAGGAGUUAGGAGAUGUGGUUUGCAAUUGCACGAAUGGCAGAAUCGCUCCGAGCUGUCAGCUGUGUGAUGGAUAUUGCUACAAUGGAGGUACCUGUCACCUGGACCCCGACACCAGCCUACCGUUCUGUCACUGCACAUCAGGGUUCAAGAACCAACGUUGUGAUGAGCUGGCCAACCCCUGCGAUUACUUCUGUCAGAAUGAGGGGAUGUGCACAUUAACAGCUCUUAACAAACCUCGCUGCAAAUGUUCAGCCAAUUGGGCAGGAACACAGUGUGAGCGACCUGCUCCUAAAAGCAGCAGAUCAGACAAUGCCAGUGGAGGGAGCAUUGCCAUCAUUGUUCCUCUGGUCUUGUUGGUGAUCUUGAUUGUGAUGGUGGUAACAGGAGUUUAUAUCUGCAGACAGAGGCAAAGGGGGAAACGUGUCCAGAGGCAGCCCAUGACGAACGGAGGAAUCAAUGUGGAGAUUGGGAACCCAUCGUACAAUAUGUAUGAGGUGGACCACGAUAACCAUGCCGAUGCUGGUAGCCUGUUGAGACCUAAUUUUACACUGGACCCGCACAAGGGCUGGUGUGUGAAGUCCAGUGAUCCUCACACCUUGGGCCUCAAUUCAGUGCCCAAGGAGGUAAUCCCUGGACAGCCUGUGAACUACUCCAACCCUGUGUAUGCAAAGAUCUAUAUUGAUGGGCAAAACUGCCGGAAGCCAGUCAUCAGUAUUGAUGAGAGGAGAGAGCUACUCCCAAAGAAACUAGAGGGGACAAUUCAUGAAACCACCGCAUAGCCUAACCUUACACUUUGUACCUUUUGUUUGUUUUAGUUUUUUUACCAUUUUUUUUAACCACAUUAUACAAUGUAUAUUAUGAAGGUGGGAACAAGAUUUUUCUAUUUCCUGAGGGACUUCGUUUUACUGGAUUAGCAUAAUGUCUUUAUUGGUGUGCUCAAAGGUUCUAUUUUCCAUUUACCAAUUGCUUUCUAAUGUUUGUUAAAGAUACAGCGCUACACUGUAUACUGUACUGAAGUAAAGCUGCAAAAACUUCAUUAACGCCAUAAGCCAUUCUUGUGCAGAGUUAAAAUGUUAAAAUACAGUGCUAAAAUUUGUACCCACACCUGUUUUGAGCUUGAAAGGAAUAGAGAAAUUUAGCUGCUUUGUGAGGCUAAUCAAAGAAAAUGUUAAUUUUCCAGUGCAAAUGUAUGUAUAGUACAUAAAGGUUACUCUUUUAUUGAUAAUAUUAUUAUUAUUUACACAUAGUGUAUGGACCACAGAGUUUCACAACUGAGUAAUGAAGCUUGAUAAUUUUGAGGUGUUGUCUUUUUUUGUGCUCUGCACCUGGUGAAUCGACUCACUGAAGACUACAAUAUAAACAAGACCUUUUGUCACACAGUAUGUAAUUUCACAAUUGUGUCUAAUUCGUUUCCAAGGACGUCAUGUUCCAUUUGCCCUGUUUCUAUGGAAGUAUACCAUAUGAACUAAUCUUUUGGUGAAAGAGAUUAAAGUCCAUGCUGAAUGUUCACUCAUCAUGUUCCUGCAUCCUGUACUGUAUCCAGAGAGGACAAACACUGAAUACCGUAUUUUUCUAGGUCUCAUAUGUCAAGAGAUGGAUUAAAUAUGGAGAAAAUGGAAGAGAUUUACCACAGCCACAAAGGUUAAAAAUUAUUAUACAACACAUCUGUUUCUGCAGAAAAAGAAGAUGAUAGAUAUAAGAAAUUUUAUAAUUUUGUAUUUGAUUUGUAUGUUGUUUGGCUGCUUGUAUUUUGAAGAAAUGUAUUAAAUGUAAGUAAUUUUUAUAUAAAGUGUAAAUCAGUAUUGA